Messenger RNA from Aspergillus ruber CBS 135680, 1359 nucleotides. RefSeq names its product DnaJ family domain-containing protein. The coding region runs from base 1 to 1359 and encodes 452 amino acids. The transcript is spliced from 2 exons. The record is from RefSeq and is a predicted model, not a curated record. NCBI's taxonomy places the organism in Eukaryota, Fungi, Ascomycota, Eurotiomycetes, Eurotiales, Aspergillaceae.
AUGGCGCGGAGAUUUUCAGAGAUGACAGAGGACGCAUUGCUGGAAGGAGGACGAUCCGCGCGCAAGAAUAUACAGGAGGCGGGGUUUUCGGAGGAUCUAAAGGCAAAGCUCGAGGAGAGACUUGCUGGGAGUACGUUCAAGAAUGAGUAUGCUGCUGCUUAUUCGAUUGUAAAUAUGCCGGAGAGCGCCGGACAAGGAACUCAAGACAUCGCCGGAUCCACGCCCUGGUCUGGAGCAGAAGAACUCCCCGACAUCACUCUCCGAAUGUUAGAUGACGCGAAGCCGAAACCAAUCCGCACUCCCUAUAAAAUCCCCCAGCCUAAUCCCGUCGACUUCCGCAUCAGCCCCAAGCGCAAACUCUCGCCCGGUGUCCGGAUCGCAGAAGCCAAAGAGCGUACCGCCAUUUUCAAUCUAAGCCAGAGCCCUGGACUUACAGACAAAGAACGCGAGAGUAUACGGGAAGAGCUGCGCGAGAGAUUCACGCCAGGUGCUCGACCAAUGCCCGUGUCCGUCCAGGGCUUCGCGUCGCUUGCCAACGAACGAAUCGAAGAUGCCAUCGCGCGGGGGCAGUUUAAGAACAUCAAACGAGGCAAGGGUAUAAAUACCGAAGUCGACCAUAAUGCAAACAACGCGUUCAUGGAUACAACUGAGUAUCUCAUGAACAAGAUGAUCCAGAGACAGGAGAUUGUUCCGCCGUGGAUCGAGAAGCAGCAAGAGCUCGCGAAAGAGGUCGAUCGGUUCCGUCAGCGCUUACGCGCUGACUGGAGGAGGCACGCUGCGAGAAUGAUUGCGAGCGAGGGAGGGCCUCUGGAGGAGCAGAUGAGGCGUGCUCGGGCACAUGCUGCCGCAGAGGCACGACUGGCUGAGAGGGCAAGGAUUGAGAAAGCUUUUCAGGAAAAUUGCUCGGAACCCGUGACAGAGUCAGCAAUAGAGCCGUCCUCUUCCACCCCAGAGAUACAACCCGAAAAGAACGACGAAAAUCUACCACAUUUGCCCCCUCUCCGUGACCAUGAUUAUCUCUCUAUCGAACGCCCAUACCACGAAGUCACAGUGAAGAAUCUCAACGCACUAGCUCGCUCAUACAACCUCCAAGCACCACCAGUUGCACAAAAACCCUAUAUAAGUCUCGACCGCGAAUUAUCCUCUUGUUUCGCAGAUGUAGCGCCAUCCCUGGCCGACGAAAUAAAACGCAGGGCAACGGAGAAGGUUCACGGUCCGUCGACGAUGGUACAUCAGAAGACAUCGUCUGUCAUAGACUCAUUGAGCACUACGCAGGCUUCUCAUGUUUUUGAUGAAGACAAGUCGAAGAGUUAUGGGUUUAGAGAGUUUUGGCGAGAUUUAUUUUCGAAGGGUAGGUAG